UUCUCGGGCGCGGUCAAGCUCGGGGACCUGAACGAUUUCAUCAACCCCUCUCAGAACUGCGUCGUCGCGCUCACGGCCGGCGAGGUCAUCCUACAGAGACGCGGCGCGCCCCCUUCAGAUCUGCCGCCGGGCGCGCCGACCAUCUACGGCGACCCGAGCGCGCCCACGGUGAAGGUGUCGCUGUCCGACUGCCUCGCGUGCAGCGGCUGCGUCACGUCCGCGGAGACGGUGCUCCUCGAGGCGCAGAGCGCGGACGAGUUCCGCGCGCGCGUGCGCGCGGCGGCGAUGAGCGGCGGGCGGAUGGUCGUCGUCGUGUCGGUAGUGCUCGACACGACCGCGUCGCGCGAUUUAUCUCUCCUCGAGUCGUGCGAGGAGUUCGUGUCGAGGUACCGUAACGCUAAGCACGCGGCGGUUACGAACACUCCGCCGCCGUCCCCCGCGGACGUGCUCCCCGUGCUGACGUCGGCGUGUCCCGGGUGGGUGUGCUACGCGGAGAAGACCCACGGCGGCGCCGUGUUGAACCACGUCAGCGCGGUGAAAUCGCCGCAGCAGGUUAUGGGCUGCAUCGUGAAGAGGAAGAUCGCGGCGGAGCUCGGCGUGCCCGCGUCCGCGGUGUUCCACGCGACGGUGAUGCCGUGCUUCGACAAGAAGCUCGAGGCGUCGCGCGAGGAUUUCGCGAUGGACGACUUGGGCGAAAACGUGAGAGAGGUGGACUGCGUGUUGACGACGGGUGAGGUGGCGGAGAUGAUCGCCGUCGCCGCGGGGUUGGGCGCGCCGUCGUCUGCUCUCGCUUUCAAUCCCCGCCCGCGAUGCCUUUCAACUCCACCUGACGCCUUUCAACUCCACCCCGUCGUUCGCUCCGGCAGCGGCGGGUACCUCGACGCGGUGUUCCGGCACGCGGCGAAGGUUCUCCACGGCGUGGACGUUACCGGGCCGUUGAAGUACGCGACGCCGUCGUCGCGAAAUUUGGAUCUGAAGGAGGUCACGCUCGAGGUGGACGGCGCGGUCGUGCUGCGUUUCGCGGCCGCGUACGGGUUCAGGAACAUCCAGAACAUCGUCAGGAAGUGCAAGGCUGGGUCGGUCGCGACGGGGGACGCCUACGACUUCGUGGAGAUCAUGGCGUGCCCCAGCGGGUGCCUCAACGGCGGCGGGCAACUCCCGCCG
Molecule: messenger RNA, 1164 nt
Organism: Micromonas pusilla CCMP1545
Lineage: Eukaryota; Viridiplantae; Chlorophyta; Mamiellophyceae; Mamiellales; Mamiellaceae
Exons: 5
Source: RefSeq, a predicted model, not a curated record